AUGGGGGUGGGAAGGAGGCUAGCGGGAGGGCUGAUGCCAGCCCAGCUGCCUCACGAGGAGGUGGAAACACAAGGCCAUGCCAUUAGUAUCCUGUUCGGCUUCUGGACAAGUUUCACUUGCGACACCUACAUAGUCUUCACUUGGAACAGGAUAAGAAGCAGCUGUGGUACUAGGUCCUCCUCUGAUGGACCACACAUUGGAAUACAGCAGAACGGGAGGCCAUGA
This is a messenger RNA of Manis javanica (Malayan pangolin), 225 nucleotides long. Lineage: Eukaryota; Metazoa; Chordata; Mammalia; Pholidota; Manidae. The record is from RefSeq and is a predicted model, not a curated record.